This is a messenger RNA of Lactuca sativa (garden lettuce), 1912 nucleotides long. RefSeq names its product putative xyloglucan 6-xylosyltransferase 3. Gene Ontology annotation, biological process: xyloglucan biosynthetic process. Lineage: Eukaryota; Viridiplantae; Streptophyta; Magnoliopsida; Asterales; Asteraceae. Gene Ontology annotation, cellular component: endosome; membrane; trans-Golgi network. The record is from RefSeq and is a predicted model, not a curated record. Gene Ontology annotation, molecular function: hexosyltransferase activity.
ACAAAACACUUCGUUUUCAUUCUUAAAAUCUUACAAUUUAGUAUUUAAUCUAAGUCUCUUCAUGGUCUUUUUAAUGCUAUUUUACAUAAACAAUUUACACGUACUGACACACACUCAUAAACACACACAAACAGUCGGUGCUCUUCUUGCAUCUACCAUUUUCUUGCAUCUACCAUCUUACUCUCUCCCACGUUCUAAUUAUUAUAAUCUUUGAGUUCUUGAUUUUGUCCAUGAUGGAAGGAAGAUUGAAUCUUCCCAUAACUCAAUCACUUGUUUUUUGAUUCAUAAACUAUUAUUGAUUCUACCACACAAAUCUCAAUCUCUAAAACCCCUUAUCGAGAAAUUGGGGUUUGCAUUUUCCGAUAGAGUAUUAUGGGUCAAGAUGGUUUCACUGCUCAAAAGAGAGGCGCUUCCACACUACCCACUUCCACCGCCCCCAACGGCGGCUCCCGGAGCAGCCGAUCUCUCCUCCGCGGCGGCGGCAACCGUCAGAUCCAUAAAACGCUUAACAACAUCAAGAUCACAAUUCUCUGUGGUUUAGUUACAAUUCUUGUUCUUCGUGGUACAAUUGGUUUUGGGUCGCUCUCUUCUGACAAUGAUGUAGAGAACCAAGCAAUUAUCGAAGAAACUAACCGGAUCCUGGCUGAGAUCCGAUCCGACAAGGAUCCGGAUGACCCAGAAGAGAAUCUAGAUCAAACUACAAUCAAUCUCAAUGACACUUACUCACUUGGUGCAAAGAUCUCGAAUUGGGACGAAGAACGAAGUCUGUGGCUCAGUCGGAAUCAAGAUUUCCCUAAUAUCGUUAAUGGUAAAGCUCGAAUCUUGCUUGUUACUGGGUCCCCACCAAGCCCUUGUGAUAACGCCAUUGGUGAUCAUUACCUGCUGAAAUCGAUUAAGAACAAGAUUGAUUACUGUAGGAUUCACGGGAUCGAAAUUGUGUAUAACAUGGCUCAUUUGGAUAAAGAGCUUGCUGGGUAUUGGGCGAAACUGCCAUUGAUUCGCAGGUUGAUGCUUUCUCAUCCUGAAGUCGAGUGGAUUUGGUGGAUGGACAGUGACGCAUUGUUCACAGAUAUGGUAUUUGAAAUUCCAUUAUCCAAAUACAAAGAUCAUAACAUGGUCAUCCAUGGCUACCCAGAUUUGUUAUUCAAUCAAAAAUCAUGGAUCGCACUCAACACCGGGAGCUUUCUGUUUAGAAAUUGUCAAUGGUCUUUGGAUUUACUCGAUGAAUGGGCACCAAUGGGGCCAAAAGGGCCUGUUCGUGAAGAAGCAGGGAAGAUCUUGACAGCCAAUUUGAAAGGGCGACCUGCAUUUGAAGCUGAUGAUCAAUCGGCUUUGAUAUACUUGUUGAUUACAAAAACAGAAUGGAUGAAGAAAGUUUUUGUUGAAAAUUCAUAUUUCCUUCAUGGGUAUUGGGCUGGAUUGGUUGAUCGAUAUGAAGAAAUGAUGGAGAAAUAUCACCCUGGAUUGGGUGAUGAAAGAUGGCCUUUCGUGACUCAUUUUGUGGGGUGUAAGCCUUGUGGAAGCUAUGGUGAUUAUCCAGUUCAAAGGUGUUUGAGUAGCAUGGAAAGAGCUUUUAAUUUUGCAGAUAAUCAAGUGCUUAAGUUAUAUGGAUUCAGACACAGGGGACUUUUGAGUCCUAAAAUCAAGAGGAUCAGAAACGAAAGUGUUACUCCAUUGGAGUAUGUAGAUCAGUUUGAUAUUCGGCAUUCGGCUCAAGGGAUAAGCAACUGAGUCAUGAUCAGGUGAUAAUGUUUUGGUGUUCUUUUUGUGGGUUUUGAAUUUUAAACAAGUUUAUAGUUUUAAUUUAUUACUAAUGUAUUUGAUUUGGUUCAAAACAAUGUAGAAUUCUUUUGUUAAAUUUUACUAUGAAAUCUUCUAUAGUUGGAGUAAUCCAAUCAUGAAAUUUUAAUCA